Messenger RNA from Stegodyphus dumicola, 1928 nucleotides. It is a transcript of the gene arr, whose product is annotated as low-density lipoprotein receptor-related protein 6. NCBI's taxonomy places the organism in Eukaryota, Metazoa, Arthropoda, Arachnida, Araneae, Eresidae. Gene Ontology annotation, molecular function: protein binding. The record is from RefSeq and is a predicted model, not a curated record.
GCGUUUGGCAAUUCUUUGUGUGCGCGUAAAAAAUGGUGAUUGUUUGUUUGUAAUCGGUUGUGUCCGUAGCGGUGUUUCGUAAAUUUUAAUUUAUAAUGCUUUUGUCUUUAACGUGCUUACCUGAUAUACAAAUGAGAGAAAAGAGGAGUUUAAAAUAAUGGGAUAUUUUUGCUUUUUUAUUCUUAUUUCUUUAUUAAUAAUAUGUUGCAAUGCUUCUCAACUACUUUUUGCCAAUAGAAGGGACAUUCGUCUCAUUGAUUUAGAGUCACGUCGGAAAAAUUCUUCACAUAUUCUCAUAAAUAAUCUUGAAGAUGCAACUGCUCUUGAUUUUUACUACACUGAUGAAACCAUUUUCUGGGCUGACGUUGGAAUGGAAGAAAUUAAAAGUAUGCCUAUCAACAAUUCUAAGGCUGUUAAGAAUAUCAUAUAUACUGGCUUAAUGUCUCCUGAUGGUUUAGCAUGUGAUUGGUUGGGGAAGAAAUUGUACUGGACUGAUACGGAAACGAAUCGAAUUGAAGUUAGCAAUUUUGAUGGCAGCCAUAGAAAAGUUCUGUUUUGGCGAGAUUUGGAUCAGCCAAGAUCACUUGUUCUUGCUCCCAUGGAUGGGUGGAUGUUUUGGACUGAUUGGGGAGAAUCACCUAAAAUUGAAAAAGCUAGUAUGGAUGGUAAUCAAACUACCAGAAAAGUAAUAGUGAGCACUAACAUAUUUUGGCCAAAUGGUAUUGCUGCUGAUUAUGAUACAAAAAGAAUAUAUUGGGCUGAUGCGAAACUGAAAUUGAUAUCAAGCAUGGAUUUUGAAGGCAAUAACAGACAAGUUAUUACAAAGGUGGAUGUACCACAUCCGUAUGCUUUAGCUGUUCACCGAGACAUGCUUUAUUGGACUGACUGGAGCACAAGGGCUGUACAUGGAUGCAACAGAUUAACUGGAUGUGUGAAACGCACAACAUUUGGUGGAUUUUUAACUCCCAUGGGAAUCCAUGUUUAUCAUCGAGAUCGGCAACCGCUGGGUCCAACUCCAUGUGAUAAAGAUAAUGGUGGAUGCUCGCAUCUCUGUUUAUUGUCUUCCAUUAAACCUUUUUAUACUUGUGCAUGUCCUACUGGGGUUCGUUUGACUGAUGAUAAUAAAACUUGUUUAGAUGGCCCUCAAGAAUUGCUUUUGCUUGUGAGGAGAACAGAUUUACGAAGAAUUUCCUUAGAUACACCGGAUUACACUGAUGUUGUUUUAGAAUUGGAAAAUAUUAAACAUGCUAUUGCUGUAGAUUAUGAUCCAGUAGAAAAGCAUAUUUAUUGGACAGAUGAUGAGGCAAGAGCUAUUCGAAAGGCUUCUUUAAAUGGGACUGGUCAGACAGAUCUUAUAACUACAGAAGUUCACCUUCCUGAUGGAAUAGCUGUAGACUGGAUUGCACGUAAUAUGUACUGGACGGAUACUGGUACCGAUCGAAUUGAGGUUGCAAGGUUGAAUGGUUCCUCGAGGAAAAUUUUAAUAACUGAAAAUUUGGAUGAACCCAGAGCCAUUGUUCUUGAUCCUCCUGAAGGCUCAAUGUAUUGGACAGAUUGGGGUGUUAAACCCAAAAUAGAAAAAGCAGCACUAGAUGGAAGUCAAAGGAAAGUUCUAGUAAAUACAGGUUUAGGAUGGCCGAAUGGCUUGUCUUUGGAUUACAAAGAGAAAAAAUUAUAUUGGGGAGAUGCUAAAACUGACAAAAUUGAAGUUUCAAAUUUAGAUGGAAGUGAUCGUAGGGAAUUAGUUUCUGAUCACAUACCUCACAUUUUUGGCUUUACAUUGCUUGGAAAAUACAUAUAUUGGACAGAUUGGCAACGACGCUCUAUUGAACGUGUUGAUAAAGUGACAGGUGUGGUAAGAGAAAUUCUCAUAGAGCAACUUCCAGACCUUAUGGGUUUAAAAGCUGUUGCUGUAAAUGAAAUACAUG